This is a messenger RNA of Microbotryum saponariae, 381 nucleotides long. The record is from the annotation of a GenBank genome assembly. Lineage: Eukaryota; Fungi; Basidiomycota; Microbotryomycetes; Microbotryales; Microbotryaceae.
AUGGCGAGUUUGACUUGUAGCCCCGUCGUGGCCUCGCCCCUGAACGCCGUCGACACCACCCCAACCCUCGAGCUCGUGCCGGGCAGCGAACAAGUCGCCAACUUCACGAAGCGAGCCAUUUCCGGUCCACCCACCCUUGACUACAUCCCCACUUCGAUCCUGACCAGGGGUGUCUCCCAUAUCGUCCUUCCCUCCAUUACCAUUCCUUCGGGUCGCGGACUGUACAAGUGGGGCGACACAAUAAAUCUCAGGUGGAAACCGACCAAAUAUCCCAAAUACACCAAUCUUUGGUUCGAAGUCUCCAUGAAUACGGGGGCAGGAGUUACCGGUGAGCUCCUUAAGAUGCCCCCGAGAAACGGUCGAGAGGUCGACCCUGACUAA